AAGCAAGUUUUUGGUUGUUUAUGUUCUGAGUGUUCUUAACUGUUGACAAAAAAAAUCGACAACAACAGCUGAGUCACUUAGCUAAGAGCCACUAGAUGGUGCUGUUUUUAGGCCAAUUUUAACGGUUUUAAAAUGGCCGACGAUUCAAAUUCUUACACACGGAUUCGACACAUAUUUGUUCGGGGCCCGUUCUCUGGUUCUCUGUGCUAGCAAGUCAAGGAAUGAAGAUAAUCCAGGAUGAGAUUGGGAUUGAAGUCACUGCUACAUUAUUCUGGACGGACUCUAAGAUUUGUCUUAGUUGGUUGAAUACUUGUGAGAAAUUGACAGCUUACGUUGGAUCACGUGUAACCAAGAUCAAGGAGAACGGUCAUGGACCUGCUAUGUGGCGUUGGAUUCCAUCUUGUCUGAAUGUUGCAGACUUGGCUACGAAGUCGUUUAAAUUUGAAAAUCUGACUGUUUGGUUGAAAGGUCCAGAAUUUUUGUAUCAAGACCGUAGUGCUUGGCCUCAAGAGUCGUGUAAUACAUUAUCCGAGGAAGAUUUGGUAUGUUUCCAAAAAGAAGUAGAAGCCGAAUACUUUAUAGGUUUGCAGGCGUUAAAUCAGAACUGUGACGAUCUACCAGACAUUUCUCGUUUUUCUGAUUUCAACAGGCUCAUACGUACUACUGCUUACUACCUGAAAAUGAAAAAGAUGUUAGCCUUACCAAGGGAAGAUAAACCUAAGUUCUUAAAAAUUGAUAUUCACGACAUGACUGAAGCCCGUAUUAUGUGGUACAAAAGAGUACAAAGAGAUAGCUUUUCUGAUGAUAUUGUGAGCCUUAAAGCCACAGGAUUUGUUAGAAGGUCUAGCAAAUUAUACAAAUUUUCGCCAUUCAUAUGUGAAGACGUUAUUCGAAUGAAAGGUCGAAUUCAAGAUGAACAUACACCUUUUGAAGUUAACAAUCCUGUUCUACUACCGAACAAUCAUGAAUUUACCAAACUACUUAUUCGCACUUUCCACAUAGCAAAUGGCCACCAAGGAAUUGAAACAGUAAUUAAUAAUCUUAACAAUCGUUAUCGCAUUCUGAAGUGCAGAUCCCAGGUUAAGAAGGUUUCAAGAGAAUGCGUACGUUGCCAAGAACUGCGUGGAAAGCCUAACGUUACCCAAAUGGGGAAUUUGCCUUCUGAAAGAACUACUCCUUUUGUAUAUCCAUUUACCAAUACUGGAAUUGAUUAUUUCGGACCUCUUUUCGUCAAGGUGAGAAGAAACCUUGAAAAGAGGUGGAUUGUCUUGUUUACAUGCCUAACUAGUCGUGCUAUUCACCUGGAGGUAGUUCCAUCACUCGAUACGAACAGCUGUAUUUUGGCUAUUCGUUGCUUCAUGGCGAUAAGAGGCAUGCCAAGAAAAAUAAAAACAGAUAACGGCACUAACUUUACCGGUGCAAAUCGAGAGUUAAAUAAACUUUACGGAGAAUUGGAUCAAAAGCGAAUAGAAGAAUCACUAAGUGUCAAAGGAGUAGAAUGGAGUUUCAUUCCACCGGGGGCGCCCCACUUCGGCGGUUGUUGGGAACGUUUAGUACGUUCUGUAAAAACAGGUUUGAGCGCAAUGCUGAAAGAAAGACAUCCUUCGGACUUAGUUCUGCGUUCAACGUUGUGCGAAGUAAUGAAUAUAAUAAAUAACCGCCCGCUAACUCACGUGUCAGAUAACCCUCAAGAUCCUGAACCGUUGACACCGAACAUGUUACUACUGGGACGUAAUAAUUUUAUGCAGUUUGAUCAUCAAUUCGACGAAAAGGAUUUAACCUGUAGAGCUAUAUAUAAACACGCCCAAGUUUUUGCUGAUCGUUUCUGGCGAAGGUGGCUCGUAGCCUACCGCCCGGAACUUAUCAAACGUACAAAAUGGUAUGAUAAUAGAAAAUAUCAUAACUUCAAGCAAGGAGAUUUGGUGUUGAUAAUCGACGAAAAUUUGAAUAGAGGAAGUUGGCCAAAAGGAAUAAUCGAACAAGUUUUUCAUGGUCCCGACGGAAAUGUACGUACAGUAGUUGUACGAACAGCACGAUCUUCUUAUACUCGUCCAAUCUCAAAAAUAGUUUUAUUGCAACCAAAUCUUUCCGUGGCCCCGGAGGAUGUUACGGACACAUGAUAGAGGGAGCUCUUGCCCUCUAUUACCCAAGAAUAGUUGCUAUGGCAACUGUUACUGAUUUUAAUUAAAAUUAAGGAUCGAAGCAGGCAGAGAGAAAAAAGAUAAUUUAAGAAAAAAACCGGAAGAAAAAACACGUGGUAUAGAAAGCUAAAAGAAAAAGGUUCUUCGAAUCGGCCACCGGCAGGUAAAAAGAACCCAGACGGCCACUAGCGACCGUAACUAACAUUUGGUCCUUCUCCCCCACCGGCAGGUAAAAAGAACCCAGACGGCCACUAGCGACCGUAACUAACAUUUGGUCCUUCUCCCCCACCGGCAGGUAAAAAGAACCCAGACGGCCACUAGCGACCGUAACUAACAUUUGGUCCUUCUCCCCCACCGGCAGGUAAAAAGAACCCAGACGGCCACUAGCGACCGUAACUAACAUUUGGUCCUUCUCCCCCACCGGCAGGUAAAAAGAACCCAGACGGCCACUAGCGACCGUAACUAACAUUUGGUCCUUCUCCCCCACCGGCAGGUAAAAAGAACCCAGACGGCCACUAGCGACCGUAACUAACAUUUGGUCCUUCUCCCCCACCGGCAGGUAAAAAGAACCCAGACGGCCACUAGCGACCGUAA
Uranotaenia lowii is the source of this 2735-nucleotide messenger RNA. RefSeq lists its product as uncharacterized. Gene Ontology annotation, molecular function: nucleic acid binding. The transcript is spliced from 2 exons. NCBI's taxonomy places the organism in Eukaryota, Metazoa, Arthropoda, Insecta, Diptera, Culicidae. Gene Ontology annotation, biological process: DNA integration. The record is from RefSeq and is a predicted model, not a curated record. The coding region runs from base 222 to 2120 and encodes 632 amino acids.